Messenger RNA from Venturia canescens, 1080 nucleotides. RefSeq lists its product as uncharacterized. The coding region runs from base 1 to 1080 and encodes 359 amino acids. The record is from RefSeq and is a predicted model, not a curated record. Lineage: Eukaryota; Metazoa; Arthropoda; Insecta; Hymenoptera; Ichneumonidae. The transcript has a single exon.
AUGGUAGGUGCCGUCACACGAUCUCAAAGCUCACAAGCUUCGCCGACCAACAUAACCUCCGAAGCAACUUAUCCACCAUCACCAGAAACGACUUCUGUCCAAACUGCAUCCGCACAGGGUUCCCAGGAACCACCGGAAUCCACGCAUACCCAUCAAAUCAACGAGAAUCCAUUCGAAGCUCUCAAAGAACAGCAACGAAGACUCGAAGGAAAUCUCCUACAAAUACAAACAGAAGUCAGCGAAAACAUACCAGGUAACAUGUCAACCACGCCGGUUAACCUCAAACUGCCACCCUUUUGGAAGGCCAAUCCAGCAAUCUGGUUCGGUUUAAUCGAGAACAGCUUUCAACUCAACGGAAUUACCGACGAUACAAUUCAAUAUCGCCACGUUCUUCUGCACCUCGACAAUGACACCUUGCCAGCUGUGUCAGAUCUGCUGAGCACACCGCCAGCUGAAAGCAAGUAUGUGACUAUAAAAAACAGAAUACUCACCAUGUAUGCUGAAACUGCAGAAACUAAACUACGACGUUUGCUCAGAGGCAUUGAAUUCACAAACGAAAAACCAUCGAUGAUCCUGCAACAAAUAAAAAACCAAGCCGGUGGACAGCUCAACGACCCAGCGCUGCGCACAUUAUUCUUUGAACAUCUCCCUGAGCAUGUGCGAGCCAUCCUCGCCAUCAACGAGGAUCAAGAUUUGACCAAAGUGGCAGCACAGGCCGACAAAAUCGUUGAAGUUGCAAACAAUUUUGCAACGCCAACUACAAGUUUCAACACCAACUCGCAGGUGAUGGCUGCGAGUCAUCAAGACCUCGCCAAACCCAAAGCGAAAGAAAAACAAAGCAUGCAAGACCAAAUAGACAAACUUUCGGCCCAAAUGAAAGAAAUUGCUAGCACGCUCAACAAGCUGGUGCAACAAAACGGGAACAGAUCGAGAUCAAGAUCAAAAUCUCGUGCUCGAAUCCCAGCAAACAGUCCUACCUGUUAUUAUCAUCAAAAAUUCGGUGACAACGCCCGACGAUGCCAAGCGCCAUGUGACUUCAAGACAAAAAAUUCUCCUUCAACUUCUCAAGCGGAAAACUAA